AUGGAGCUCUCCCUGACCUCACCUCCUCUCGUCGUCGUCCUGCUCCUCGCUCUCCUUCUCCAGCUGCUCCGCUACCGGCGCCGCCGCGACCCCAGGAAGCAGCCUCGUGCUCAUGGCCUCAGGGUCUAUCCGCUCCUCGGCACGCUCCCGCACCUGAUCAAGAACCGGCACCGCUUCCUCGAGUGGUCGACCGGCGUCCUGCAGCGCAGCCCCACGCAUACCAUAUCCUUCAAGGCCGUCGGCUUCGGCGGCGGCGUCAUCACGGCCAACCCGGCCAACGUCGAGCACAUUCUCAAGACCAACUUCGGCAACUACCCCAAGGGCGAGCUCACGGUGGCCAUGGUCGAGGACCUGCUCGGCGGCGGCAUCUUCAACUCCGACGGCGACCGCUGGCUGUGGCAGCGCAAGGCCGCCAGCCACGAGUUCAGCACAAGCUCGCUCAGGGCCUUCGUCGCCGACACCGUCCGGUUCGAGGUCGCCGAGCGGCUGCUGCCGCUGCUGGCCCGGGCGGCGCCCGACGGGCGCACGCUGGACUUGCAGGACGUGCUCCAGCGCUUCGCGUUCGACAACAUCUGCAGCGUCGCCUUCGACGAGGACCCGGCGUGCCUCGCCGGGAGCGGAGAGGGCGACCGGAGCGGCUCCGCCGCGGAGUUCAUGCGCGCCUUCGACGACGCGCAGAGCGCCGUCGUGUCCCGGCUGAUGUCGCGACCCAGGUCGCUCUGGCGGGUCAGGAGGCUGCUCAACACGGAGCCCGAGAGGCGGAUGCGCGCGGCCGCAGGCAAGAUCCGCGCCUACGCCGGCAGGAUCGUCCGCGAGCGCAGGGAGAGGGCGGAGGCCGGGCGCGCGCGCGGGGACGACCUCCUGUCGCGCUUCGCCGCUCGCGGCGAGCACGGCGACGAGGGCCUCCGGGACGUGGUCACCAACUUCCUCCUCGCCGGCCGCGACACGACGUCGUCGGCGCUGACUUGGUUCUUCUGGGCGGUCUCCUGCCGGCCCGACGUGGAGGACAGGAUCGUGCGCGAGAUCCGCGCGGUGCGCGCAUCGUCGCCGGGCGCCGCCGGCGCGGCGCCGCCGUUCUCCCUCGACGAGCUGCGCGGCAUGCACUACCUCCACGCGGCCAUCUCGGAGUCCAUGCGGCUGGACCCGCCGGUGGCCGUCAACACGCGCCGCUGCGGGCGCGACGAGUUCCUGCCCGACGGCACGUUCGCGGGGAGAGGGUGGCAGGUGAGCUACUCCGCGUACGCCAUGGCGCGGGUGGCGGAGGUGUGGGGCGGGGACUGCGAGGAGUUCCGGCCGGAGCGGUGGCUCGACGGCGGCGGCGCGUUCCGGCCUGAGAGCCCGUUCAAGUACCCCGUCUUCCACGCUGGGCCGAGGACGUGCCUCGGCAGGGAGAUGGCCUACGUGCAGAUGAAGUCCAUUGUCGCCUGCGUGUUCGAGAGGUUCACCCUGCCGUUCCCCGGCGGCGAGGGGCAGCCUGGCCUUGUGCUUGCCGUGACGCUACGGAUGAAAGGUGGCUUGCCAAUGCAAGUGAACGAGAGGACGGCUUAG
Molecule: messenger RNA, 1548 nt
Organism: Panicum virgatum (switchgrass)
Lineage: Eukaryota; Viridiplantae; Streptophyta; Magnoliopsida; Poales; Poaceae
Product: cytochrome P450 94B3-like
Exons: 1
Coding region: 1-1548 (515 amino acids)
Molecular function (GO): iron ion binding; monooxygenase activity; oxidoreductase activity, acting on paired donors, with incorporation or reduction of molecular oxygen
Source: RefSeq, a predicted model, not a curated record